AUGAUGAAGAUUUUUUAUCAGUUUGAAUUAUUAUCUGCCUUGUAUCUACUGAGUAUCUUGAUAAACUCGUUCCUAAUCUAUGCUGUUUGGCGACAGAAAAAGCUCAGUAUAACUUCUUUUCAAUUUGUUGCAUGUCUCAGCUGUUCAGAUAUACUUUUGUGUUCGUUUGGCUUGCCAAUUGCAGUGAUCUACAUUACAGCUUCACGCUCCUCGCAAGCACAGUUUUAUGAUGCUUUGGUUAUCCUUGGCAUCUUAAAUGCAUUUUUUACUAACACUUCUACUGGUAUGAUCCUAAUAAUUGCAGUCGACCGAUUUAUUCAUAUGAGAUAUUUGCUGCGUUACAGAGAAGUCAUGACCAAAUAUCGUGCUUUUGGCCUAAUUCUUGGCAACUCUCUUGUUGCUUCGCAUACUGUUAUAAUUGGUAAGGUUAUACCAUUGUACAGAAGGGAAUUUGUCCUGGCAAAUCUGCGAGGCUACGUCACUUACAUAGUGACAUUUGAUAUUUUUUAUAUGCUGAUGAUAAUAUCCAUAUUCUUUAUUCAUAUCGCGACGUUUCUAACAAUAAGAAAACGCACGAAAAAUCAAAGAAGUUCAAUUAAUGCAAGCUCCUCAAGAACACUGCAUGGGAGAACAAAUGAUGAAACAAGCUUUCAGGAAACCAUUGACUCAAGCAAAUGUGGCACGAAGAGGGGACAAAGAAGGGCCAGAAGAAAAUCCGAUAGGGAGUUUGCUAAAGGAAUGAUCAUUGUCUUCGGCUCUAUGCUGUUUUUCUUUCUUCCAAAUAUCUGCAUAGCAAUCAUAAACAAUUUACUGGUCAUCUCAAAUGAACGAGCUUUGCUCCUAAAAUUAUUUCCUGUUAUUAUUCAUGUCAGGCAUUUGUCCUACGUCGGAAUCGUUAUGAACUGUUCCAUAAAUGCAGUGAUCUUGAUUGCGUUUAGUGCAGAACUAAAGAGGUUCACAAAGCAGCUCUUGUGUUGCAGCAAACGCGUCGAUGUUGGCUAA
Molecule: messenger RNA, 1002 nt
Organism: Rhopilema esculentum
Lineage: Eukaryota; Metazoa; Cnidaria; Scyphozoa; Rhizostomeae; Rhizostomatidae
Source: RefSeq, a predicted model, not a curated record